ACUUCUGAUAGCGUCCUAUUACCAUUGGCGCCCGAAAUCGCGAUUUUGUAAUUCGUGGAUUUUUCCUAGAUAAAUCCACACGGAGAAUUUACUGAGAAUAGCACACGAUGCAGAAGGCGCGUCUCAGCAAGGGCACGCCCAAGGCAGCUGGCGGAGCCCGGCAGAGCGGCCAGUUUCGCGUACCGCAGCUAACUGCUCAGCAACAAUUGCGGGCGCAGCAAAAACAGGAGGAGGAGGACGCCGCCGCGGACGCGCUGGAUGAUGCACUGAUCUUCGACGACGAGGAGGGCGGCACCCGGAUCGGCGACAUAUACAUACCGCCUCCUGUGCCGCCGCAUUGCUCCAUGGAGAGCACCGGACCGCGCCUGAUCAUCUCGAAGAUUGUGAAUCGGAAUUUCAAGAGCUAUGCGGGCGAAGUGGAAUUGGGUCCCUUCCACCAGAGCUUCACUGCCAUCAUUGGACCCAAUGGCAGUGGCAAGAGCAACGUUAUCGACUCCAUGAUGUUUGUGUUUGGCUGCCGAGCCAAUCGCAUCCGUUGCAAGCGUGUCUCCACCUUGAUCCACUCCUCGUCUAGUUAUCCCAAUCUGCGUAGCUGCUCGGUAGCCGUCCACUUCAAGCAGAUCGUAGACAAGGGCGACGGCACAUGCGAGGACGUGCCCGACUCUAGCAUUGUUAUCGAACGCACUGCCAUGUCGGACAACUCUUCCUACUACCAGAUCAACGACAAGCGGGCGCAGCUCAAGGAUGUGGCUAAGCUGCUCAAGAAGCAUCAUGUGGAUCUGGAGCACAAUCGCUUCCUCAUCCUGCAGGGCGAAGUGGAGUCCAUUGCCAUGAUGAAGCCAAAAGGACAGACUGAAAAUGAAACAGGGAUGUUGGAAUACCUGGAGGAUAUUGUCGGAACGCAGCGCUACAUUCGCCCACUGCAGCAGAUUAACCAACGGGUUGAUCAACUCACGGACGACCGAACAGAGAAGCACAACCGCUGCAAGCUGGCCGAGCGCGAGAUGAAAGAUCUGGAGCAGCCGUUCAAUGAGGCCGUCGACUAUCUGAAGAAGGAGAAUGAACUGGUGCGCACCAAAUCCUUCCACAUCCAAAAGAUCAUCAGCAUCAAAAAGAGCAAGCUGGAGCAGUACACCCAGGAGCACGAAGCCUGUGCGGAAGAUCUGAAAACCCACGACGAGGGCACUGCUGCCCUGAAACAAUCGCGAGCCGAAAAGGAAACAAUCAUCCGAAAGGAAAUUGAAGCCUACGAAGCUCUAGUGAAGAAGCGCGAGCAGAUCAAGAAAAGACUUGUGACUGUUGAGAGUGCCUACACAGAGAUCCAGAGCACAAUGGAGAACACGAACAAGCAGCGCAAGAAGGACAAAGCACAAAUAGAAAAGAACGAAAAAGAGGUGGAGAAUCUGCACAUGUUGCCGGAGAAAAAUCAGCGCGAGAUUGAAGAUUGCAACAAGAAAUUGGAGAGCCUGGAAGUAAAUAAGGUGACACUGAAUGAGGAGCUUGAAAAGCAGCAGGCCGAGUUAACUAAAACCACUGCGCCGCUUACCGAGAAGCGCCUCAAGCUCAGUGACGAACUGGUGGGCCUUAAGGAGAAGGUCAACACGGCUAAAGGAGAGCUGCAAGUGUUCGAGUCGCAGCUCAAGAUCCUUAAACAGGCGGAGACCACUGAGUCAAGGAAAUAUGAAACCCUUAAAAGUUCGUACGAGCAGUCGCAGAAAAGUCUGGAGGAGAAAGUAACAAGGGUGGACGAGCUGAAAGAAAGCAUUCCACAGAUGAAGACCGAAAUUGUCAGCAAGUCCGCGGAAGUGGACAAAAUGGUUAAAGAGGAGCGCAACCUAUCCAUGCAGUGCAACAAACUAAGAACAGAGAUCAAUGAAAGAUCUAGCGUCAUGCAGGCUCAGCGAUCCAAUAACAAGGUCCUAGACUUCCUCAUGCGUAUGAAGAUGGAGGGCAAGAUCCCUGGUAUUCUAGGACGCCUGGGUGAUUUGGGUGGCAUAGAUGCCAAGUACGACAUUGCUAUUUCGACUGCCUGCGGGCGGUUGGACAACAUUGUUACGGACAACUAUGAUACCGCAUCGGCGGCCAUUGGCGCUCUAAAGGAGUACAACGUGGGCAGAGCCACCUUUAUUACGUUGGACAAGAUUGAGCACCAUCGUCGUGAUGCCAACUCCAGGAUAAAUACACCAGAAAACGUUCCUCGUUUGUACGAUCUGGUUAAGGUUGAAGAUGACCGCGUACGAACCGCUUUCUAUUUCGCCCUGCGGAACACACUGGUGUGUGACGAUCUAGAACAGGGCACCCGCAUCGCCUACGGCAGGGAACGCUACCGAGUUGUGACCCUACGUGGAGAGAUGAUCGAGAUGACGGGAACCAUGUCUGGUGGCGGCAAUCGUCCUAUACGCGGAAAAAUGGGUACCCAGGUGCGCACCAAGACGGCAGAAUCGGCUGACAGUUCGCAAAUAUCCCAGAAGGCAUUAGAAGACAUGCAGAUUCAGGCGGAGGAGCUACAGGCCCGCGUCAAUUAUUGCCAGGAACAGCAGGGCAGUCUUGAGCGCGAGAUUCAAACCCUGAAGAAUGGCUUGCAGCGUGACGAGGCGGAGUACAAGCGGCUGGCGGUGAGCAUCACUUCCCUGGAACAACAGAUGGCCAGCAACCUGAAGCAAUGCGAGGCGCAGCGGCAGCGAAUGCUCAAGAAAACAACAGACGAAACAGCAGUCAAGGAGCGGGAGGAGCAAAUAGAAGCAGCGAAGCAAGAGCUGGAACAAGCACAAUUCGCCGAACAAGCUGUUUCCAGCCAAAUCGAAGAGAUCCAGAACCAAUACGAUACCCUUAGAAACGAAAGUGUCAAGCCCGUGGAGGCCAAGAUCAAGAAGGUAAACAUCCAGAUCGAAAAACUGGCCUCCCACGUGCGGUCCUUGCAUGUGGGCUUGGCCACAGCAGAUCGAAAUAUAACGAAAAUCACUGGAAACACUAAUAAUCUCCGUGAGAAUAUAAAAACUGCAGAAGAAAAAUUGAAAUUGUUGAAUGAGGAUCGAAAGAAGGCUCAGGAAAAGAAAGAGGAGCUGGAAAAGGAAAUGGAGGAAUCGGAAGCGUCCAUCGAGGGCGCCAAAUCCCAAUCCUCCGAUACAAAAAAAGAAAUAGAUGAGAUCACCAAGGAGGAGAACAAACGAAAUAUCGAGCGCAUUGAAAUAGAUACUAAGCUACAAGCUGCAGCGGGAAGAAUGAACAAGGUGAAGAAUGACAUUCCCGGGUGGCAGGCUCAACUGGCGCCUUUGAAGCUCAACGAGAUUCCUGGAGAGACUGAACCACAAGCGCCACUCAAAGAACUCAACGAAGAAGAGCUGGAGGCAGAGACUCUGGAAGCCUUGCAAUAUAAGCAAACUAUGCUGGAGGAAGAUCUGAAAACAAAGAAGCCCAACUUGAGUUGCAUAAAGGAGUUCAACGAGAAGCGCUUAGUCUACCUCGAUCGCGUCCGUGUGCUGGAGGACAUCACCUCCAAGCGUAAUGAGAUGCGCGACAAGUACGAGGAAGUGCGCAAGCGACGGUACAAGGAGUUCAUGGAUGGCUUUAGCAUUAUAACGAGGAAACUGAAGGAAAUGUACCAGAUGAUCACACUAGGCGGCGAUGCUGAGCUGGAGCUGGUCGACUCCAUGGAUCCGUUCACCGAGGGCGUCAAUUUUACGGUGCGCCCGCCAAAGAAAAGCUGGAAAUACAUCUCGAAUCUCUCAGGCGGUGAGAAAACUCUCUCCUCACUGGCACUUGUGUUUGCCCUGCAUUAUUACAAGCCCUCUCCGCUGUACUUCAUGGAUGAAAUUGAUGCGGCGCUGGAUUUCAAGAAUGUGUCUAUAGUGGGGCACUAUAUCAAGGAACGUACGAAAAACGCCCAGUUCAUAAUUGUUUCACUUCGUGUCAACAUGUUUGAGCUGGCCAAUUUCCUAGUGGGCAUAUACAAGGUCAGCGAUUGUACGGACUCCAUCACUAUGCUGAACUAUCCGCCUACGCUGCCCACUCAGUCGCCGGUGGUCGCUAACAGCCAGUACGUGGGUGGAACGAUUGAGGGGGAUAACACGAUAGCUGGCGAGAACCAAGACGAUACCUCCACGGAGGAGAGCCAAGCCCCGCCGUCAGAGCAAAUAGUCCGCUUGAUUGGCGAGUUAGGGAGGGAUACCACAUUUGCGCCGCCCUUGGAAAGUACGGCCAGGGACACAAUACUCGCGCAAAAUGUUGAACAGGCCGCCACUGAGGUUGCUGCUCAACCGUCAGAUGCCACGGGAAAAGUAACCACGGAUGUGUCCCUAGCAAGCCCACCAUCUUCCCCACCCAUACUCAAUGUUUAACUCCAAACUACUUCAAUAUUGUAGAAUGUUUUCUUAUCUGGUAAAGGGGCAUGUUGUAAACUGCCUGGUAAUCUAAUUUCUGGUGAAGACCGAGACGUAAUU
This is a messenger RNA of Drosophila mauritiana, 4439 nucleotides long. RefSeq names its product structural maintenance of chromosomes protein 4 (gene glu). The record is from RefSeq and is a predicted model, not a curated record. Gene Ontology annotation, cellular component: chromosome. Gene Ontology annotation, molecular function: ATP hydrolysis activity; ATP binding; protein binding. NCBI's taxonomy places the organism in Eukaryota, Metazoa, Arthropoda, Insecta, Diptera, Drosophilidae. Gene Ontology annotation, biological process: mitotic chromosome condensation. The coding region runs from base 108 to 4337 and encodes 1409 amino acids. The transcript is spliced from 5 exons.